Messenger RNA from Mandrillus leucophaeus (drill), 2228 nucleotides. RefSeq names its product zinc finger protein 718 (gene ZNF718). Gene Ontology annotation, biological process: regulation of DNA-templated transcription. The record is from RefSeq and is a predicted model, not a curated record. NCBI's taxonomy places the organism in Eukaryota, Metazoa, Chordata, Mammalia, Primates, Cercopithecidae.
AUUGAUCCCACCUAGAAUCUGCAUAUAAAAGUUGGCCUCUGCCUAGGAUUCCCAACACUGGACCAGACUUUGGGUUGAAGACAUACGAAAAACUCACAGAAGACAUUUUCUGCAUCAUGAGAGGAGCUCUUAACAUUCAGGGAUAUGGCCAUAGAAUUCUCUCCAGAAGAGUGGAAAUGUCUGGACCCUUCUCAGCAGAAUUUAUAUAGAGAUGUGAUGUUGGAGAACUACAGAAACUUGGUCUCCCUGGGUGUUACUAUCUCUAACCCAGACCUGGUCACCUGUCUGGAGCAAAGAAAAGAGCUCUACAAUUUCAAGAUACAUCAGACAGCAGCCAGACCCUCAGCUGUGUGUUCUCAUUUCACCCAAGACCUUUGGACAGUGCAGGGCAUAGAAGAUUCAUUCCACAAACUUAUACAAAAAGGUCAUGAGAAACGUGGACAUGAGAAUUUAAAAUUAAGAAAAACUUGUAGAAGUGUGAAUGAGUGUAAGGUGCAGAAAGGUGGUUAUAAUGGAAUUAACCAAUGCUUAUUAACUACCCGGAGCAAAAUAAUUCAAUGUAAUAUAUGUGUUGAAGUUUUUCAUAAAUUUUCAAAUUCAAACAAACAUAAGAUAACUGGAGAGAAAACCUUUAAAUGUAAAGAAUGUGGCAAAUCAUUUCACGUGCUCUGACACCUAACUCAACACAAAAGAAUUCAUACUGGAGAGAACUCCCACACAUAUGAAGAAUGUGGCAAAGCCUUUAAUCGGUCCUCAAUUCUUACUAAACAUAAGCGAAUUCAUGCCAGAGAGAAACCCUACAAGUGUGAGGAAUGUGGUAAAGGCUUUACUCGGUCCUCACACCUUACUAAACACAAGAGAAUUCAUACUGGAGAGAAACCAUACAUAUGUGAAGAAUGUGGUAAAGCUUUUAACCAAUCCUCAACCCUUAAUUUACAUAAGAGAAUUCAUUCUGGACAAAAAUGUUACAAAUGUGAAGAAUGUGGUAAAGCCUUUAAGUGGUCCUCAUCCCUUAAUGAACAUAAGAGAAUUCAUGCUGGAGAGAAAUCCUUCUCAUGCGAAGAAUGUGGCAAUGUCUUUACUACAUCCUCAGACUUUGCUAAACAUAAGAGAAUUUGUACAGGAGAGAAACCCCACAAAUGUGAAGAAUGUGGCAAAUCCUUUAAUAGGUCCACAACCCUUACGACACAUAAGAGAAUCCAUACUGGAGAGAAACCCUACACUGGAGAAUGUGGUAAAGCCUUUAAUUGGUCCUCAACCCUUAAUGUACACAAGAGAAUUCACUCUGGAAAAAAUCCCUACAAAUGUGAAGAUUGUGGCAAAGCCUUUCAAGUGUUUGCAAACCUGCGUAAUAAUAAAAAAAUUCAUACUGGAGAGAAACCCUACGUAUGUACACAAUGUGGCAAAGCCUUUAAAUAGUCCUCACACCUGAAUAAACAUAAGAAAAUUCGCACUGUAGAUAAACCCUACAAAUGUAAAGAAUGUGGGAGUACUUUUAAGCAGUAUUCCAACCUUCCUCAACAUAAGAGAACUCAUACUGGAGGAAAAUUUUAGAAAUGUAAAGCAUGUGGGAGCUUUUAAGUCUUCCUCAAUCUUUUAUAAUCAUAAUUCAUACUGGAGAGAAACUCUACAUAUGUGAAAAAUUUGGCAAAGCUUUUAACCACAACUCAAUCUGUUGUAAACAUAAGAGAAAUGGUAUUGGUGAGAAGCCAUAAAAAUAUGAAAAGUGUAGAAAAGCCUUCAAAUGCUUGUCACAUCUUACUAUUUAUAAUUCCUAUAGAAGAAAACCCCUAGGAAUAUUAAAAGUGUUGGCAAAACUUUUAACCAAUGCUCAUAUCUCUUAGCACAUGAUAGCAUUUAUGCUUGAGAAAAAUUGUACAAAUAUGGAAAAUGUAGAAGAGCCACUAAUGCCUACUCCCAUGUUGCUAAAUAUCAGAGAGUGUGUACUUAGUAAAAGCAUUAUAAAUGUAAUGUUUGUUGAAAGACCUAUUAGAAAAUACAGGUCUUAAAAGUGAAGAAGAGUAUUCUGAAGACGGACAAUACAAAUAGUAAGAUGGUUGUUGUACCUAUACUUGCAUCAUGGGUCUUAUUGUGCAUAUUUCGUACUAGAAGAAAACCCUGAAGCACUUGCCCAAAAUUUCUUCAACAUUGGAGAAUUUAUAUUGGAAAGAAAUUUUACAAAUAUAAUAAAUUUGGAAAAGCAUUGGUUCAAAAACUGUAGCUUAAAA